Molecule: messenger RNA, 3797 nt
Organism: Linum trigynum
Lineage: Eukaryota; Viridiplantae; Streptophyta; Magnoliopsida; Malpighiales; Linaceae
Source: the annotation of a GenBank genome assembly
UCAUGCUUAAAUAUGAGUAUUUAUGAUUUUAUUUGUAAUCUUGACCGGCAUGAACCGGCACAAAUCGGUAUGUGCCACCGGUCGAACCAUUCAACUUGCUAAACCGACACACUUGCAUAAACCGAUUUGACAACCUUGCUUUUGACCCUAACUCUCUCUGGUCUUGUUUUUGUGGGAAAUUUGGUUUGAACCAGCUGGUCAAUCCCAUUCGUUUUCAAUGGAGUCUAGGGCCGAUCGUAACACCAUUGCAACGGUUAAUCAACAGUAUAAUUUAUAGCUGAAAAGUAAAACUGCACCCCCCAUUCAAAAUUUCCUGCCCAUAGAGUGAUUUUAGGAAGCUGAUGUGGCAGAGUGUUAAGCGGGGAAAAAAGGAGUCCCGCCUGAUUUCAGAAUAAAAAAACUCUCCACUACCCACUUUUUUCUCCUUCCACGCCCACAUUCUCUUUUUUUUUUUUGCCUGAUUUCAGAACCAAAAAACUCUCCACUACCCACUUUUUUCUCCUUCCACGCCCACGUUCUCAUUUAAUUUGUAUUAAUUUGUAUUUUUUAUUUCCGAUUUCCCUUCCUUCCACUCUUUCCCUUCAUUCCGUUUUCUUUAUUCUCUCUUACCUUCCUUGCUUCAUUCUGUUGAUUGGAUUCUCUAGAGAUCAAAAGGGGAUUUUUGAUUUUUCCCUUUCUCUUGAAAGUAACAAAGCUGCUUACUUUAAAUUCCACUUCGCUUAGACUGUCUUCCAGAGAGCAGCCGACUGCCGAUUUUGAGUUGAGUUUUUCCGGGCCGCAGAGAAAGAAGAGGAAAGAAAGAGACGUUCGGCGGCGGCAGGCGGACGAGAAUUUUGGUGACGAGAUCUUGGGGAAGGUGAUCGGACAUUGUGGUGCCAAGAGAAUCGGCUUGGAAAAGGGGAAACGCGAACACUUUUUUGAGUCUUGAUAGAGACGAGUGGCCAAAAAAUAAGGUCUGCAAGUUCGGCUGAUCGCUCUAAUGGGAACAGGGGAAGGCUUUAAAGAGUUUUAGUAAUUGCAAGUUUGAUCACUCAGCUCAAAAUCGGUGAAAUAAACAUAUAUUUGUGUUUGCCAUUACAUUGUUGUCCUUCUUGCUCUUCCUUUGCAUCCCCAAGCUUGGAAGCCAUUCUGUUAUAUGUGUUUUGUUCAUCAAUUUAAAUUAUGCCUUAUAUAGUUAUAUUUUUCUUCGACUGUUAUGUUUGUGUGGUGUGUUGUAUAUGUCAUUAACUCGCACAAACUUAUAAUUGGUGAGGAGUUCAACUUCUGUUGUAACAAUUAAUUAAUCUACAGUAUCAUUUAUAGUGCAAACACAAAACUGCCUCCCCAUUAAAAAAUCUCUGCCCUUAGAGUGAUUUGCGGGAGCUGAGCUGGCUGCGCAUUUGGGGGCAACUUUUUUCUCUCCUUUUUGGAACCAUAAACGUGUUCCUUUCUCCCCUGAAACCACCGGCGAACUCAACAAAAGGAUUUUUUCUCCCUGGGGACGAUUGGUAUGGGCCCCUUUUCAUUGUGGAAGAGGAUGAUAGGGCAGGGGCUUUUUGGCUUCUUCUUCCUUCUCUUCCCCAUUGAAUCGAAGGCAAAGUUGACAGGAGCGGUUCCGAUCUUCUCCGGCAGGGUCAUUCUGGACAGAGGAAUAGGGGGAGGGUUGGAAGGUUUGGGGUUCGUUUAUGGGGUGGGUAGGCGGCGAAUUGAGGAGCGAAGACAACGACAAAGAAGUAGAAGGUUGCGGAGGAGGACACAUGAGACGACGGCGAAGAAAAUGAUGCUGAUAUUGUCCGAGUUCGUUGUACAUUCCCUCCAUGCCAACAACAAGUUUCGCCAUCGGCAACUGCUGUCCCUUUUAAUUUUUCCAGCGUUUCUUUUCGGUCGUUCGUUAUGUGAUUACCUGAUUUCUGCUAUGGUUAAUUUCUGCGCUUUUGUUAUCUCAAAUCAAUGAAUCUGCUCAGUUAUCUGCUGCUAAAACAUACUGCAAACCUCCGCUUUAGCGGCGGUGGUUCAACUGGGCACAAUUGUGUCAUUAACAAGGGCAUCUAUCAGCGACUGUAGGACUCCAAUUUCUCAAGACUGCUAUGUUCUGUGUAUUUGUCCCUUCCUUUCCCAUCAAUAGUCACACCAUUUUGUUGGUUUAUAAGGUCAUUUGCUAAAAAUAGAACUUAAUCAUAGUCAAGUUACAUCCUUUUUGUUGGUUUGUAUGUGAGUUAUAUUUUAGCUAAACUGAUUUGAGUUAUUUUUUUUGCUGAACUGAAAGGGUGUGUUGCACUAGAGAAGGUUGUUCCUGCUACAACUCAAAAACCAGAACUGUGGUUGGUUCAUGUCACAAGGGAACUGGUUUAUGAGAAAUCUUACAAGAAGAGGGAUAGGCCGAAGUUGGUAACAGAGGUUUUGUGUCAAAAACUCCAAGAAUUGGGUUGGAAUUUCACAAGUGCGGUUGUGAUUUUUCUGCGGUGGAUCAUCAAGAAGGAACUUAUGGAGACACUCUGACGCAACAUGAUUGUAUUAUGGUGGUUUCUUUGUGAUAGAUAGGAUGUUCUUUCUCUAUUUCAGUUACUGUAAGAAUGAAUGAGAGCUUUGUAGAGCAAUUAUAUAGCUUUCUAAACACUUCUACUGAUCUAAGAAUCUAUAAUCAUUUGCCCGCGAAAUCAUGGAUACGGGAAAUUUUAACAGCAAGAACAUGUUCCUUUUCUUUUAUGCCCUAAUGUUAUGUACAUUUGCAGGGGUUUUAAAAUUUAAAUUUUUUUUAGACCCUUUCAGAACUUUCUAAAAUAUUUUCAAUCGAAGCCAUUUUAGGUUGGACCAUAUUACUUAGACACUAGAGACAUAUUCGGUAUUUGAUGCUUUAUAUUUUAUUUGAAAUUAGCGAUCUACACUAUAAUUAAUAUUCAAACGAUCUAAGCAAAAUACAUGUGGAAUCAAUACAAUUUUUCAUGUGUUCGCGUAAAGUAAGGCUAAACAGAGUUAACCUAAUUCGAGUUUUCACAAUUAAUCCUUAGCCCACUUGCUUGAAUGCGUCAACAGUUUAAAACAGGUGACAACCUUGAUCAUAACUAAUUAUAGUAAGCAAAUUUGUUGUGUAUUUCUAAAUCUACUAAAAAUAUGACAGUGGAGUUUCACUCUUGCGGUAGAGCACAAAAAUGCGAACUUGGAGGAUUUCGAACGUGAAUUAUAAUAAGUUGGAGGGUGAAUCAUGCAGAGAAAUUCACGAAUUAACUUAUGCGGUCGAAAGUAAACAAGAGGAUUUCACUAGAUAAUGGCGUAUAUAUGGACAUGGUAAAUGAGAGUCGAAGUGGAAAAUAAUUGACGAAAACAUAAGGUAUCUGCAAGGUUCAAAUCAUUUGGUGAGUGAUAUGCUAAUCACUAAUAAUAUAUUAUGGAUAUGUAGAAUUUAAACUAUUUAUAGGCAUUGUGAACUCAAUCUGUCAACUUGAUAAGAACUCAGGACUAUUGAAAGAAAUAAAUUCGAUGAUAUUAUUGAGUUGACCACUGAUCUACAAAUUGUUGGACGAGUACGAUAAUUUGAUAAGAACUCGGGAGAUGAUAUGUUUUUUAAAGGAAGGGAAUGAAGGGUAAAAUGGGGGUUAAUUGCAUGGUUGGUCACUGAGAUUACAAAAAGCGUUCAAGUUUGGUCACUCGAAAUAUUUAAAUCCAUUGGUGGUACUUCAGUUUACUGAAACCGUUUACGUUUGGUCACUCUCCGUCUAACUCCGUUAACUUUUGCUUAUGUGGCAGUCAACUCUAAAAGUUGACCGUUAAAUGUGUGACGUGGCAAUUAAAAAAUAAUUAAAUAAAUAAAAUUUAUUUUU